Centruroides sculpturatus (bark scorpion) is the source of this 1340-nucleotide messenger RNA. Its product is annotated as mitochondrial tRNA-specific 2-thiouridylase 1-like. The transcript is spliced from 7 exons. NCBI's taxonomy places the organism in Eukaryota, Metazoa, Arthropoda, Arachnida, Scorpiones, Buthidae. Gene Ontology annotation, cellular component: mitochondrion. Gene Ontology annotation, biological process: tRNA wobble position uridine thiolation. Gene Ontology annotation, molecular function: sulfurtransferase activity. The record is from RefSeq and is a predicted model, not a curated record. The coding region runs from base 244 to 1251 and encodes 335 amino acids.
UCCGCGAGUAAGGAUGCUGUAGAAGCACGUGUUAUUUCAUAACAUAAAUAAAUAUCUAUGGAAUUUCGGUGCAAAUAUAUUUAUGGUAACGAAAUUAAGAUUUGAAUUAAAUAAUUAAGCUUACAAAUGAAUAAAAAUGAAAAUUAGAAAGAUUGCUUGCGCAGUUUCUGGAGGUUUGGACAGUGGUGUGGCCGCUCAUUUGCUCAAGAAGAAAGUGCAGGUUAUGAAGUAAUUGGUGUUUUCAUGAGAAAUUGGGAUGUCAUUGACGAGACGGGUCAAUGUUUAGCAGAUAAAGACAGUGAAGAUGCUCGAUACGUUUGCAGAGUUGUCGGCAUACCUUUUCGAGAGGUGAAUUUUGUUAAACAAUAUUGGAAUGGAGUAUUCAGUGAAAUGAUUGAUGAGUAUAAAAAAGGCAUAACACCAAAUCCAGAUGUUUUAUGCAAUAAAAGAAUUAAAUUUGGUAUUUUUUGGAAGUAUAUGAUUAAUCAACUUAAAGUGGAUGCUAUUGCAACAGGUCAUUAUGCACAGACUAGUUUUGGAGAAGAUCUUGAAAAUUAUGAUCCUCAUAAAGGUGCAAGAUUAUUACGGGCGGUCGAUGACUUUCGAGAUCAAACAUUAUUUUUAUCACAGAUACCUCAAGAAGCACUUCAGAAGUCUCUCUUUCCAGUUGGUGGAUUAAUGAGGAAAGAUGUUCAAAAAAUUGCUUCUGAAAUUUCACUAACGAAGAUACUAAAAAAGAAAAAGAGCACCGGCAUCUGUUUCAUUGGAAAAAGAAAUUUCCAGAAAUUUAUUAAUGAUUACAUAGAACCAUCAGUUGGAAACUUUAUUGAUAUUGAAACAGGUUCCAUUGUUGGACAGCAUACAGGUAUUCAUCAAUGGACAUUAGGCCAAAGAUGUUUGUUGCCUGGUUGUAAAGUUGCAUAUUUUGUUGCAGAAAAGAAUCCAUUAUCACAAGAUAUUUUAGUGGCACCUGGUGGUGAUCAUCCUAGCUUAUAUUGUGAUACUAUUAUUGUUGAGAAUCCAUAUUGGAUUAACAGAGUACCAGAAGAUUUACUAAGAACUAAGAAAUUAAAAUGUAAAAUAAGAACUCAACAAGGAUACAGAUAUCCUCUUGAGAAAUGUCAAGUGGAUGUAAUUGAAGAUGAUAAAUUAUUCAUUAAAUUUGAAAAUCCCCAGAGAGCUCUUACACCUGGACAGGUAUAUCUAAAAUACCAAAUAUUUGGUUACAUUAGAUGUUUGUACAACUGGUGAGAUAUUAUAAUAAGAUGAAAACAUAAAAUAUUUCAAAAUGGUUUUACUUUAAGACAAAAAAUUUCAAAAAUAUUAAUUUAAAAAUAGUA